AUGGCCACAGAGACUUUACCAAAGACAAUGCUGGCCUGGCAGAAGCAUCUCCCGAGCACCACGCCGGUUCGAGUGGAAGUCCCAGUCCCCACCCCAGAAGGGGACGAGAUCCUCGUUCAGGUUCUCGCCGCUGGAUUGUGUCACAGCGACUACUCGAUGAAGGAGGCGAAGGCUCUUCCACCGGAGUUCCUCAACAAGAAGAGCAAAUUCACUUAUGGCCAUGAGGGCUGUGGCAAGAUUGUUGCUUUGGGGCCGGACGUCAAAAAGUUCCAGGUUGGCGAUGUCGUGGCUAUGAUGUGUGUUCCUGGCUGUGGGAAAUCGACCUGUCACCAGUGCUCUCACGGUGCUUCUCAGAUCUGCAUGCAAGGCCUGCGCUACGGAGGUGGCGAUGAUGGCUUUAACGCCGCCUACACCAAGGUGCGAGAGAUCGCAGCAGUCAAGGUCCCUGAAGGGGUCGAUCCGGCUGCAGGCGCUGUAGCCACCGAUGCGUGCAUGACGGCCUACCACACCGUCGUCGGUCGAGCGGCGGUCAAGAAGGACGAGACGGUUUUGAUCUUCGGACUCGGCGGGUUGGGCUUCAAUGCUCUCCAAGUUGUUCUCCAUAUCGGUGCCCGCGCUGUGGUUGUCGACCAACGACAGGCUGUGCUGGACGAGGCUUUGAAAUUGGGCGUCAAGCCGGAAGAUAUCGUCCCUGCCGGCACCACUGAUGUUCCUGGAUGGGUCAAAGACCACAAUAUAUCGAUCGACAAGGUCAUUGACUUUGUUGUGGUGCCCGACACAUUUAAGGCCGGCAUACUAAGCGUUCGUCUUUCAGGAACUGUAGUUCUCGUGGGCCUGUUGAGCCCCGAAGUGCCGUUGACAUCUCCCAUUGUGGUCCGACGGGAGCUCAACAUCCUAGGUAGCUAUGCGGGCACCAUCCAGGACGUGGAAGCAUGUCUUGACCUAAUCAAAAGAAAGGUCAUCGUCCCUCAGGUUGUUAAGGGAAGUCUGAAGCAUUUCCCUACCUUGCUAGAGGAUCUCCACCAUGGCAAGAUUAAGGGCAGAGUUGCCAUGAUUCCAGAAGGCCUUGAGAGCCAUUGA
Molecule: messenger RNA, 1080 nt
Organism: Fonsecaea multimorphosa CBS 102226
Lineage: Eukaryota; Fungi; Ascomycota; Eurotiomycetes; Chaetothyriales; Herpotrichiellaceae
Exons: 5
Coding region: 1-1080 (359 amino acids)
Molecular function (GO): zinc ion binding; oxidoreductase activity
Source: RefSeq, a predicted model, not a curated record